UCAACUUCUUCUUCUUCCUCCUUUGCCUUGCUCUAUGAGCACUUCUCCUAUUCUUCAUUUCUUUGCUCUGUUCUUCUCACUGAAGCUUCUUCUUCUUGUAAGAUAAAAUCUAGGAUUCACAGUUCCAACACAACUGAUGAGUGUAAGGAAAAAGUAGAAUAGAGUUUUUUCCUCCAUAUGAUGAGAUUAUUCAAGAUCGACCAUAGAUGCUUCCAUCGGAUCAUUGGAUACCCAAGACCAUUCCACAAUCUGGCUAAUACACAAACCACGGAGAUAGCUAGACCAGGUUUGGUCGAUCCAUGCUCUCACCCAUGGCCCGAGUGGCUUGAUUUGAUGGGUAUGCUAGUGAAAAAAGGUUACUUUGGAGAAAGUGUGAAUAAGGAAUCGAAUCAUAUUCGUACCGCUUGUCUCAAUUUCGCCCGCCAUCGCUUUACUCUCGUGAGAUACUUGUCGAGGAAAGAUAUCAAAGUGAUUGCUGGGUCUGGAUGCCCUAGCAUUGACAGGAAGGUCGUGAACUCAGGGAAGCGUUUAAGAGCUUAUUUGGGCAUUGAUGAAGGAAAUGUGUGUGGCUCUUGCAACUUGAGAGGGAAAUGUGAAAGGGCAUAUGCACAAGCAAGAGAAGAUGAAGGUGCUCGAACUAUAGAUGUCAUGCGUAUACUGCUAACUUACGGGCUUGAUUCCAUUAGCCCUUCUGUGGAGAACCGUGCCUGUCAAACCAAACUUGUUGAAGAUUCUGUGAGGAAGUUGCUGAGAGAAAGUGUAGCAUAUGGCUUAAAAGAUGUUGAAUCUGCUGAGACUGAGACCGGUCAAGAUGAGCUCCAGGAAAAUAUACAGGAUAGUGAUGUGAGAGACCCACGAAAAAGGCCAGGGGAUUGGCAUUGUACAGAGUGCAAGUUUUUAAAUUUUGCAAAAAACAUAAGAUGCUUGCGAUGUGAUAUCUUUUCUGAGGAAAGGCUGAAACAAUUGAAGGAAGAACAGAAAGAUCAUCUCCCACUGAAGAAAGGAGAUUGGAUAUGCCAAACAUGCAAUUUCCUGAACUUUUCAAGAAACACGAGAUGCUUAAGAUGCAAUGACAAGCCUACGUCGCGUCAAAUCAAUCCGGGAGAGUGGGAAUGCGAGUCGUGCAAUUACAUAAACUUUAGAAGGAACUCGAUAUGUUUGAAGUGUGAUCACAAGAGACAAAAGGCUUCAAAUGUCACUCCGGAAUCAAAUGCAGUUGCUGAUCAUCACGACGCAGUUUCAAAGAAGUGGAGUUUUGUAGAAGAAGAAGAAGAACAAGAAAAAGAAGAAGAAGAGGAUGGCUUCAUGGGAUUUCCAGUGGAAGGAGGGAGAAGUAAUGUUUCAAGGAGUGCAGAAAAGAGACAACAAUGGAAGUUGGAGAUGACACAGAAGCUUAGAAACAAUGGGACUGAAGCGAAACAAGAUGAUAAUGAUACGAAAAACGAAACAGAAUCAAGAUGUUAUGAUAGGAGAAGAAAAGAACUUCUUGGUAACGUUAGUGAUGAUGGAGAGAUGGAUGAUUGGUUUGUUCUAAAAGAAGAUAGGUCGACACCUACAAGAUGCUAACGCACGUUUGCGUUUGAUUGGUUUUUCUUGUUGUAAUUCAAAUUCUACAAUAGAGUAAAAUACAUUUUUGCCUCCAACUAUGUUUUGUCUAAUCUGCGUCUUACUGAUUAAUGUUCUGUUUUAUUUAUU
Molecule: messenger RNA, 1695 nt
Organism: Capsella rubella
Lineage: Eukaryota; Viridiplantae; Streptophyta; Magnoliopsida; Brassicales; Brassicaceae
Product: zinc finger protein VAR3, chloroplastic
Exons: 6
Coding region: 178-1566 (462 amino acids)
Cellular component (GO): cytoplasm
Molecular function (GO): mRNA binding
Source: RefSeq, a predicted model, not a curated record